CGACCCGUCACCACAUCGGCGGAAAUGAGGAACUAGGAAGUGGAGUGCACGGCUGAUUUGGAAUACCACACAUUUGUUUAAGAUGCAUUAGUGUCGUUUACAGCAAUUUAUUCAUUUUCAUUCACCACAGAUGAAGAGAAUUGAUACCGAUUGGCAUAAGCGGUCAUUCCUCAUGCAGUGGCGUCGCUAGCUGUGUUCGAGAAAGAUGCUUCAGAGGUGACCUGAGUUGGAGCAGGGUGAAUGUGUGGAGUGUUUGCAGAGUAAUCCAUAAUUUUACACCUGAACUCAUCAUGUCAUUGGGCGAACAGUCACAGAAGUGGUUUCCAACUCAUGUCCAAGCCACUGUUCUUCAAGCCACAGACCUGCAACCAAAGGGCAAGAAUGGUACCAACGAUGCCUACACCAUUAUCCAGCUGGGCAAAGAGAAGUACUCCACAUCGGUGGCGGAGAAGACCCUCAGCCCAGUGUGGAGAGAAGAGGCUUCAUUUGAACUGCCAGGGCUGCUGAUGGAGAGCAAUCCAGAGGUUUAUGAGCUGUGUUUCACAGUCAUGCAUAGGUCCCUGGUUGGAUUGGAUAAAUUCCUGGGCCAAAAAAUCAUCAACUUAAAUGAAAUAUUUGACAACAAGGAACGGCGAAAAACUGACUGGUACACACUAGACUCCCGGCCAGGUAAGAAGAGGAAAGACCGAGGCAAGAUUCAAGUUAGCAUUCAGUUCAUGCGGAACAACAUGACGGCCAGCAUGUUUGAUUUGUCUAUGCGAGACAAACCCAGAUCGCCGUUCUCCAAACUCAAGGAAAAGAUGAAGGGUCGCAAGCACGAUGGUGCCUUUUCAGAUACAUCUUCUGCCAUCCUUCCACGCUCAGGACAGAGCGAGACUGAUUCUCUGCCAGACCAGCACCGGCAUCCUCAGGCUGCACCUGAACCCAAACCCAAACGCUCGCUGCUCACUGGGACGCAGAAACUUUCUGCUGCUCACUCCAUGUCUGAUCUGAUAGGAACUCACUUCAGGCCCAAACUCGACUCCAUUAAUUCUAUUGAAGAGAAAGCUGCAUAUCACAGACACUCUCAGAGCGAUGGAUAUGGUUGCCCAACCAGCGAUGUUCCAUCUGACCCCUUUUCCGACAUCGGAGACAACAUGCCCCAGAAAUACGCCACUCUCCCACGCAACCGCAAUCCCUUCGAGGGAGAUCAGGGCAUGCUGUGGGGGGCAGACAAGAGAGAGAAGAAGGAGAAAGUGGGUCUUCUGGGCAGAGUGACUGGUAAGAAAGAAGGAAAGAAAACGGCCACUGGAAUGCGAAUAGGAAGCUCUGGAGACCUGCGAUCUCCAAACCCCUUUACAAGUGAAACCAACCCUUUCAUUUCACACUACAGAUCCAGUGACAACAUGAGAAAUCCCCCUAGCAAUGAGGACCUUACACAGAGAUUCAGAACCUCUCCCGAAAAGAAGCACGGCAUGCGAAAUGAGUCUGAACAUCUGCAGGUGAAUAUGGCGGCCUACAGCAAUCUCUCCUUUGAGGAAGUUGUGCAAGAUCUCAUCAAGCAGAAAGAGGUGGUAAGAAAGAAAGAUGCUCAUAUUCGGGAGCUGGAGGACUACAUUGAUAACCUGCUGGUCAGGGUGAUGGAAGAGACACCCAGCAUCCUGAGAACGCCAUAUGAGCCCAAGAGAAGAGCUGGGAAGAUCUCAAAGAAGUAAAGGAUCCCAAAAGCAUGCUGUAACUUAAGUUUUCUGGCAAAAUAUAUAUUGCUUGUAAAAGGACACUGUUGGUAUGUUGGUUCUGACAGAACACAAGAAUAUUUGUUCAGACACAAACAGGUUUCAUGCCAUAAAGAUACUCUUAAGUUUUCAAGAACAACCGAAUAUAUUGUGAAGAAAGAUGGGCAGUAAAUGUGGUGAUGCCAAACCCCCUAUUAGAUUUUUCCUUUAUUUUCCUUUAUUUUUUAAUAAUCUUUGGAGCUGUUGUCCAAUACGUUUUAGAAGAUAUUCUCAAGCAGCCAUUCAUAGCGCGAAGAGACCAAUGUUAUGUUUUUACCGAAAAUAACUGUGUUUAAGUUGACUUUUUCUUUGGAUUCAGUCAGUAUAAUAGAAUUGAGCACUUAAUACUAUCACUGUGUUUUGCGAUGCUCACUGGGAUGGAUUGUCCACAUGAGGCCUUCAAUUUGCUGUGACUGAAUUCAAAAGCUGUACCAGAUCAAUUGGAAGUGAAAGUGAAGUGACAUGUGGUGUGCUGUGGCACCCAGGGAGCAGUUGGGGGUUCGUUGCCUUGCUCAAGGGUCUCACCUCAGUCGUGGUUUUGAGCUGUACAUUCACUAUCCCUGCAGGACCUGAGACUCGAACCCGCAACCUUCGGUUUACAAGUCUGUCUCUAUACCCUUUAGGCCUUGACUGCAUCACAAAGUGGACAAAUGUGUGGUGAAGCAAGGAAAAACUUGGAUUGGUGGUACCACAGGACAUAGACGUGAAUGUUUACUGGAUGUUUAAGCACCGGAGCGUAUUGGUUUACUGGAAGGCCAUGUUGGGUUUGACAGGAUAACUCUCCUAUUGCUCAUGAGGGUGUUUACACUGAAAAUGAAAAGUGAUCAGACUCAAGAAUGAUAUUGACAUGUGUCUGGUGCCAUAUUGAUAAAUUAGUUACAAAAUGUAGGUAAUGGAACCUUUUGGUACUUUUUCCAAAUCAUACAUCUAUAAAAUAAUACACUGGUACAGAAUUACACUACUAAUAUUUAUUUGAGCUUGAUUGCAAUGAGAAAAAUGUGUUUUUGAAUAACAGUGUUUAAAGAUCAACCUGCCUCUGUUAUAUACAGUGACGACAGAAGUGUAGAAAAGAGCAUCCAAUCUCCAAAGACUUCAUUCUGGAUGUCAUUCAGUUGAACUGGAAUGUACUGAUGCUGAACGUCUUCAGUAUACCGCAGAACUGUCCAAAUCUGUGGACUGCCUACGGUUGACUACACCAAAGUGUUGAUGGUUUUGAUUAUAUUUAAGCUAGUCGGUUAGUCAGUCAAGCACAGUAGUAGUAAAUGGCCCCGUUUUUAAUUUCAAAUUUUACCAGAGCAAAUCUAGCCCAUACUUAUGUAAAACCACAGCAAAUAAUGGAUUGAUUUGGCAUGUCUGGAUGCCUUAUUAUGAAACAUUUUUGAUUGAUUCAUUACAAUGUAUAGCAUGCUUUGUGCAACAAAAUGUAGACAAAAACUAAACAAUGGUUUACAGAUUGCUUUAUAGUUUCAAUGCAGUACUCUGACAUUGUACUGCUUUCCCAAUGCUCUUCUUGUAGGACACGUCUUAGUGCUUACUGUGAUUUUUCUCAUCUUGUGUCAUCUCUAGUACAUAUCUGGUGAGAAAAUGAUAAUGGCUAUCAUUCUAGGUAACAGAGCAUAUGUUUUGCACUUUUUGGCUGUUACACUGGAGCAUCUGUGUAGUGAAAUACUGUGCAGUAGUGGUGCAUGUGGCAACCGCAUACUUAAAAAUGUACAUUUGAGAAAACUAGAAUAAUUGUACUGGUAAUAUAGUCUGUAAAAUAACCCAUUUUAAUAUGUCACCCCUUUAUUUGAAGAACAAAACUGACACAGGGCAAUUCUUUAGGCCAUAAUACCCCUUUUUGAUAUUUUGUAAGAGACAGUAGUAUAUAUGUUCUUUUUUUAUAUAGCUCUGCAGAAAGCUUCCCAGAAGUAGUUUGUCUGAACAACAUUAUAAAACACUGUGCUGGAAAGGAAGUCUCGUAUAAUAUUUCUAUAAUGCUGGAAAUAUUAUUAAUAUCGCAACGAGCAGGUGAUGUAUUGUAGCUGUAAAUUAUUCAUGUUUUGUUUAUUUAACAUUUUAUUUACUUACAUUUCAUGUAUUUGGAGAAGUUUACAUGUGUGUAAUUGACUCUUCGUGUUAAAAUCAUUCAGUGCCAUGUACAGUGUUACACAGUGCUGACAUUAAUAGAGCCCUAGUUACAUGCUUCAUUUUUUUCUAAAAAUGAGACAAUUCAGUUUUGUGCAAGCAGGCAGAAAGCUAGUUUUUUCCAUUAUAGUUCUGUUUACAUGCUAAAUUUUGUAACCUUUGUAAUACGGAUAAAUGUGUUAAAGGAUUUACUUACAAAUCAUGUAGAAAUGUUGUACGCCAGGCUCACGUUAUUUGAUUUUCUGCAUUGUAUUUGUCACUGGCCAAAAAUGUUUCAGAAAAAUACAAUGAAAUACGAUGAAGAGUAAAGGUACAUAGCUAUAGUACUUAUAGUUAGCUAUAUUUAAUUUCUGUCUCUCUCUCUCUCUCUCUCUCUCUCUCUCUCUCUCUCUCUCUCUCUCUCUCUCUCUCUCUCUCUGUUGUCUUAUGUCAGUACUUCUAUGUAUUUAAAUUUUCUCUUUAAGCUUUCUCUUUGAGCUUUCGAUCAAAUAAGUUUCAAAAUUGUUUCAGUAACAUUGAUUGUAUUCAGCGGAGCACUUCUGUCUGUUUUGUCUCAUUGAUCUGGAACUGCUAUGCAUCUCUAUCAAGAGCAAUUCUGUGUGAUACGCUGAAUGUACCAAUCAGCAAUGUCUGUAAUCACAAACAGUGUUGAUCACCCUGUGUAAAUAUUAACUAGCACUUCUUUGAUCACUUUUCACAGUAUAUAUACAGUAGCUAAAAUGAUGAUGAUACAUUGUUUGCUUUCACUAAUAUUAAUAAUAACUGGCAAUGGGAGUACAUUUUCUUUUUUUUUUUUUUUUUUUUUUUUUUUUUUUUACUUCUUGUUUGGCUGUUGAUCUUUGAUUGGUUGUUUAUUUAGAGGUUUAUAGCCGUUUAAUUCUAAAUGUAUUACAGUGAUUAUGUUUGUAUGCUGCUAUUAUCCUGCUAUUUCCCCCAUAGAGGGUUUGGAUCUGUUAAAAUAGCUUCAUUGAGACCUGAUAAAUCAGAAUGGGAAAUUUUUUUUUCCCCUCUAUGAAGGAUAGUAGCAGCGUAAGAGUAAAAUGAAAACACAUGAAAGCAUCAGUAUCAACACACACACACACACACAAAAAAAAUACACCAUUUGGUGUCUUCUACAUUAAUCUCUGGUGCUGCAAAAUCAUAUCAUAUCAUAUAUAUACAGUAUGUUUGUACCAGUUUUUCAGUGUUCUGUAUCAUAUGGGUUUCCAUUCUUGUAAACUACUUUCUACUCAGACACUCGUUCCUUUAAAAUACUGCUUUUCCUCCAAAACUUGAAUUUCCAAUAGUGUGUAAAUAACACUACUUAGAAUAUAGAAUUUUACCCUCUAAAUUUGCUUAUGGUGUUUUAAAAUCCUAGUUAUUAUAAGGACUUUUAUCAACGUGACACUUUCCUGUAGGGUGGUUGAACAUUUUGCGUAGUUGUAGUGAUUAUUCAUCAGGAAGUAAUAUGUCUGUCUUUGCAUUCUUGGCAUGUGGCAUGAAUGAGUGUAGAAGAGAGAUCUGAGUGUAUUUGUCUAUGUGUCUACCAUAUAAAAGGGUGAGAAUGAUGGUACAGCCCAUUUCAAUAAAUCUCCUGUACUUCA
Molecule: messenger RNA, 5464 nt
Organism: Carassius auratus (goldfish)
Lineage: Eukaryota; Metazoa; Chordata; Actinopteri; Cypriniformes; Cyprinidae
Product: rab11 family-interacting protein 2-like
Exons: 7
Coding region: 291-1694 (467 amino acids)
Biological process (GO): regulated exocytosis
Cellular component (GO): endosome; phagocytic cup
Molecular function (GO): small GTPase binding
Source: RefSeq, a predicted model, not a curated record